Molecule: messenger RNA, 2238 nt
Organism: Aspergillus clavatus NRRL 1
Lineage: Eukaryota; Fungi; Ascomycota; Eurotiomycetes; Eurotiales; Aspergillaceae
Product: RING-type E3 ubiquitin transferase MAG2
Exons: 2
Coding region: 1-2238 (745 amino acids)
Biological process (GO): positive regulation of transcription by RNA polymerase II
Molecular function (GO): metal ion binding; transcription cis-regulatory region binding
Source: RefSeq, a predicted model, not a curated record
AUGUCGUCGAAUCCUGGGCAGACUCCAACUUCGUCCAAAACGGUAAACAUCCCAAACCAGUCUGUCUCCGCGACGUUUCACUCGACUCCGGCAGUCGAUAGUGGUCAUCAAAGACGAGCUGGGGGUUCUGGCAGUUUCGGAGCGGGAUUGGCAUUGAGAAACCCGAGUUAUCCCAGGAAUAACCAGGCUCGUAAGAGCCAAUACAAGCGACAGAGGCCUCCCCGGUUGCUGGAUGAUGACGAGUAUAACGAAAACGCCGUCAUGAGGUCGACAACUAGCCGUAAAGGACAGACGUCCAUCACGCAUUUGAUGAACUUUUCGCUACCUCCACGGCCUCAAUACCAGCCACCACCACGCAACAGCCGGCGUUAUGCAUCAUGGGGCCUUGGAUCCGGAUACCAUGCUAUGGACAAGGCUCGCUAUGUCCACGCGAAUUAUCGAUUUAUCGUGCAUCCUGGUCGGAAUUAUCACGCCCAAGCGGCUAAUGCCGAUGUGCAUUUGGAUUGGGACUCGGUCUUACAGGUUCUGGUCUCGGCGCAAACCCAGUCCGCAAGCUGUCCAAUCUGUCUAUCUACUCCAGUGGCGCCUCGGAUGGCUCGUUGCGGGCAUAUAUUUUGCCUGCCUUGCUUGAUUCGCUACAUGCACUCGACUGACGAUGACAAUUCCGUUCCGGAGAAGAAGGCACGCUGGAAGAAGUGCCCAAUUUGUUGGGACUCGAUUUAUAUCUCUGAGACCCGACCUGUACGGUGGUUUCGUGGUCAGGAGGGAGAUAUUCCCGUCGAAGGUGGUGACGUGGUGCUAAGACUAGUGAAGCGGGAGCCAGGCAGCACUCUAGCACUGCCGCGAGAUGGCGCCGAGAGCCUCAAAUCCGGCGAGGAUGUUCCGUGGUACCAUGUGGCGGAGGUUCCCGAUUACGCUCGAAUCAUGAAAGGCGGCGAGGACUACAUGAACUCUCAGUACGACGCAGAGGUGGAUGAUCUUCAAAGACAGCAGGUCGAAGAUGAACUUCUCUUCGGCGACGAUACCACUUGGACUCGGAGAGCAAUUGCCGCCAUAAAUGAUGCUAAAGCGAAGAUCCAAGGAAUCGGAAAUCCUCCUGAGGUGGCGCGGCCACCUUCUGCGCUUAGAUCCGCCGAAGAGCAUGGUUCAGUGCAACCAGCAUCGAAAGACGCUCUUCUGGAGGGAUUACAGCACACCAAUGAACAGGAGAUGGGGAUGCCAGGUAUCUCGGUACUAUCCUCAAGUACACCUACGGACCUCACUGUUGCUCCGAAUCCAAUGAUAGAGAUGGAUCAUGUCUCUGAUACCAUGGCUAAAGUGAAGUUGAAUUCAAUUCCGGAGGGGAAGUCCAAACAAAAAGAUCCCGGAACUGGCCGAGCCUCGCUCACAGGUGACCGAGGCCGAGAAACGAAUGGAUCUCGACUUUCAGAACAUCCAUUCUACUUCUAUCAAGCACUGCCCCAAUUCUAUCUCUCCUCACUGGACAUUCGAAUUUUGAAGGCUGCUUUUGGUGAAUAUGCCACGUUCCCAGCGACCAUUCUGCCCCGUGUCGAGCGUAUCUCGACAGGUCAUAUUGUUGACGAUGAGCUUCGUAAGCGCGUCAAGUACCUGGGACAUCUCCCGCAGGGAUGCGAGGUUAACUUUCUCGAAUGCGACUGGAGAGAUGUGGUAGUGUCGGAAGUUCUAGAGCAAUUUAGUUCUGAAAUUGGCAAACGACGGAAGCGAAACCGAGAGAAGGAAGCACGCGAGGAGAAGGACAGACUUCGAGCCGAGAAAGAUGAGGAAGAGAAACGCUGGGCGGCGGCGCGCCGCAGAAGGUCCAGCGCUGGCGUUACCGAUCCACCUUUUUCAGUUGGGGACUUCCAACCUUUGUCUAAUGAUCCUACGCCUGCCGGUUUCCCGCCCUUUGAGGCUAGCUCUUCGUCUACAUCACCUCCAGGGCCAUCUUCGCAGUUUGCCGCAGCGGGGUCACCGUCAACCUCACCUCCUGGAACUCGUACUGUAUGGGGAACAGCUGUCGUGCCGUCCCUCUCUGAGCCUUCGGGUUUGCCGUCGGGUCUGCCUCGCAGUGACGGCUGGCGCCAGGAUUGGGAAGACGAAUUGUUCGCUCAUCAGGAAAGAGAGCUAUUGGCGCAAACAGCCCUCGAAGGAAGCCAGCCUUCUUCCUCCGGCGGUGGACGCAAGAAGAAGAACAAGAAGAUUACACUCAUGUCGACCAAUAUCCAACGAGGAGCCUGA